Molecule: messenger RNA, 1204 nt
Organism: Schizosaccharomyces octosporus yFS286
Lineage: Eukaryota; Fungi; Ascomycota; Schizosaccharomycetes; Schizosaccharomycetales; Schizosaccharomycetaceae
Product: peroxisomal ubiquitin-protein ligase E3
Exons: 2
Coding region: 1-936 (311 amino acids)
Biological process (GO): protein import into peroxisome matrix
Cellular component (GO): peroxisomal membrane
Molecular function (GO): zinc ion binding
Source: RefSeq, a predicted model, not a curated record
AUGGAGUUGUUCGGUUUCGCUAGUCCUCUUCAAAUCGUUAUUUCAAAUGAAAUUGACGAUUUAUGUACACAAUUCUUAAAAGGACAGAUAGAAACAACAUUCAAAACCCUCGUUUUACCAAGACCUUUUAGAAAUUCUGUCGUGCCCCAAGAGUCUUUUUAUGUUUUAGCAGAUUUCCUUUAUCAAUUGUCGUGUGUCGGAAGGGGCUCUCUUGGUAAUGAGGUCUCAAAAGUAUUGUUGGUGAAAAACACUGACAGGCUAGAGAGAGCAUCACCGAAGCUUCAGAUCUAUGAAGUCUUCUUAAAUUCAGGAUUCCAAUAUUUAAUUUUACUUGCAAAGAAAUGGAGUCAGAAAGCUUACCGACGAACAAACACCAUACAAAGUCCACAUCAUGACCAUCCAGGCAACCUGGUAAUAAAGAAUGAACUGGUAAACAGAAUAUAUCUUUUUUUCAAAAAAUGGAUGCCGGCUUUGUCGCGAAUCUUUUCCAUCAUACGCUUGUUAUUUUUCAUAAAUAAGCAUCAUUGCCGUACAUUAUCGCAACUAUUCCUCGGCCUUCAUUACAUUUCAAUUGAUACCUCAGAAAAAAGUUUCACAAAAAACAAGUUUUUUUUACUUCUACUUUACAACUUCGUAAGACUGACAAUAUCGAUACUGAAGAAUACAAAGCGAGGCAAACAUUUACUUGUUCAGGAAACCGAUAACGACUCUUGGUCGAUAGAACCUGCAACGCUAGAAAAUCCUGAAACCUUCUCUUUUAUACCAGAUAGUUCCAGAAAAUGUGCUUUAUGCAUGGAGUGGAUGCAUAAACCGACAGUUACUGAAUGCGGCCAUAUAUAUUGCUGGCAUUGCAUAUACAACUGGGCGAAAACCAAGCCAGAAUGUCCAUUGUGCCGAUCUUUUGCCUCCCCUUCGAAGCUAAUCUUACUCCGGUAGACAUUAACAAUUAUCGUUAGACUGUCAAAAUACUAACCGGUUUUUGAAGCCGUUUCACGUCUAUUACAAAGGAAUAAAGACAACGUACUUUUUUAUACACAUUCCACGAAUGGCCUAUUUAUGUACAUAUAAAAAACUUCAACUCCAUUAGAGUUGGAUGGUCAGUAGCAAAAAACUAUUCAUUGCUUGUCUCGAGCAGUAAGAACUCAAAUUGCGGCUAUAAGAUCUUUUAAUCUUUAUUUUUUAUUUUUUUUGAAGAGCGUCACUA